AUGGCCUCCGACGAAUCUCCCCAUUUCAACGAGUUUUGGAAUGCAUUCGUGGAACACGAUGUUCUCAUCGUUUCCGGUGGAACUGGAUCUGGAAACACAACUCAGAUCCCGCAGUUUGUGGCCUCCAUGGCCCAAACACUGAACAUCGGUGGCCGCAUUGCCUGUACUCAGCCUCGAGAUUUGGCCGCAGUCAAGGUAGCCGAACGAGUUGCCCAAGAGGCAGGAUGUGAUCUAGGUGCCCAAGUUGGGUACCAAAUCCAUGGCGACGACAAGACAUCCGAGGAGACCCGGCUCAUUUACGUGACCGAUGGAUCGAUGGUUGCCCAGGCCUUCAACGAUCGAAAUUUCAGCGAUUACCACACAGUCUUCAUCUACGAGGCCCACGAAUGCAACAACAACAUCUACCUUUUGAUGGCGCUGGUCCGGCGAGCUGUCAAAGCUCGACAAAAUUUGGAGCACAAUCUCAAGGUUAUAGUCAUGUCAACUACGAUAAGUGUCGACAAACAUGCCGAGUACUUUAAAGACUACGCAACUGUGACACAGGUUCACAUGCCUGGCGUAACGCACCAAGUUCGCCUUCGCUACCUGGGGGAAUCCCCACGACUUACAUCAACUGGACAUCCCGAUAUAGAUAAUAUUGUGGAGGAGGCCUGUCGAACCGUGGCGAACCUCGUCCGAAAUAAAUAUCCACCAGGCAAUAUUUUGGUGUUCAUGCCUGGCGUCAGUGAAGUUGAGAUGGCAUGCCAACUCAUCCGAAAGAACAUUAGAGAAGUGGAGGUCAUUUCUCUUCACUCGGCACAGUCAGAAGGUGCUCAAAACGCAAUCUUGAGCUCGUCCACCAACAAGCGCCGCCAAUGUAUAGUUUCAACGAACAUCGCAGAGACGAGUAUCACCAUCCCUGACAUCGUUUAUGUCAUUGACACCGGGAUAGAAAAGGUGAAGCGCUUGAUGCCCCGGACAGGCGCUUUUGAGGUUCGCCCACGCCCUAUCUCCAAGGCAGUUGCCAAUCAACGUGCAGGGCGCUGUGGCCGAACCCGGCCAGGAAUCUGUUUUCGGAUGUAUACGGAACAAGAUUUUGAGAGGAAUCUGCGUGAUCAACCAGAUGCUGAGAUUGUCCGAGACGAUGUUAGCGCGAUCUAUCUAAAGGCAUUGGCAUUCGGCUUUACAGCCGCGACUCUACCGUUUAUCGACCCCCCUCCCUUUGAAAACCUGGCAUAUGCCAACGAACUACUCCUUGAUCUCGAUAGUGGCUACAUAAAUGACCUGUUUCAGGUUACUAAUGCUGGCAAGCGUGCUGCUCAGAGCCCAUUUGAGCCCAAUUGGAACUACGCCAUCGAAUUUGCCAAGGUGAAGUAUCCUCGCCUCGCUCAUCACAUUGUGGCUCUUGCUACAAUGUGCAGUUCGAUGCAAUCCAUCUUUUUAGCGGCACCAACGAAACUUGUUCCAUCGUCCCUUGCGCCCAGGGCAGACCCAUUGUCCGAUCUCAUUACCGAGCUAAAUGCUCUGUACGCAUUCGAGGCCGAGGAGCCCAAGCGACCAAAUGACCGUGAACUCGAUCAAUGGUGUGACCGUCGAUCUCUCAAUCGUUUGUUGAUGGAGCAGGUCCUCCUCCAACGUGACUCGGCUAUUGGAACAAUGGAAAUCCGGUUUGAAGACGCUCCAGAGGCUCUCAAUAGCCAAGACGGAGAGAAUAUCCGGAAGAUUCUCGCGCGAACCUUCUUCCGGAAUAUCGCAUUUCAGAGCCCUUCCUCUAACGGGGAGUUACGAUACCACACGAUCCAUGGAAAUUUCGAGGCCUUGGUAGCCCAAGAAAGUAUGCUCAGCACUGGGGAACACCCCUGGGUCAUGUACGAUACCCUCAAGAUGGGGAGGAACAACCUCUACAUGGAGAGAGUAACGCACAUCGAACCCGGGUGGAUCGCAGAUCUUCCUUUCUUCCAAGAUGACCGCAUGAAGAAGAAUUACCACGGGAAUAUCGCACAAUGGCGGGUUAAGGAAGCAUUGGAUAAAAUCAGAGCUGCCAUUUAG
Clonostachys rhizophaga is the source of this 2028-nucleotide messenger RNA. NCBI's taxonomy places the organism in Eukaryota, Fungi, Ascomycota, Sordariomycetes, Hypocreales, Bionectriaceae. The record is from the annotation of a GenBank genome assembly.